Molecule: messenger RNA, 1324 nt
Organism: Heterobilharzia americana
Lineage: Eukaryota; Metazoa; Platyhelminthes; Trematoda; Strigeidida; Schistosomatidae
Source: the annotation of a GenBank genome assembly
CAAUAAUUGAAAGUGGUGGAUACCUGUUCAAGGUCGAUGGAAUUCGUUCUAUUUUCGAAAUAUCAAGGAUUUUUCGAUUUCCUUUCGUGAAAUGUUUACUCAAAAAUCGUCCGAAUUGGUUCAUAGCAAAACUGUUAAUAUAGAAAAGCCUCGUUAUGAUCAGUCAACAUAUACUGGUAGAGCGAAACACUUUUUCAUUACAACUAAUCCUUUGAAUGUGUUCAAAACAUCUACGGAGUUAGAAGAGGCAAGAACUAUUGUUCAAAACUAUAGAGCAGGGAUUAUCCAACCCGGUUUAACAGUUGAAAAACUUUGGCAUGCUAAACACGUGUAUGACUCAGCAUUUCAUCCGGAUACAGGCGAAAAAAUGAUAUUGAUUGGACGUAUGUCAUUUCAAGUACCAGGAAACAUGUUUAUAACAGGCUGUUUGCUGCAAUUCUACAAAUCAACUCCUGCUGUUAUCUUUUGGCAAUGGUUUAAUCAAACUUUUAAUGCUAUUGUAAACUAUACUAAUCGUAGUGGGGAUGCGCCUAUUUCAGUCACACGUCUUGGCAUAUCUUAUGUACUGGCUACUGGUGGAGCAUUGGGCACUGCCUUAAGUAUUAAUAAACAAGUUAAGAAAUUUCCUCCAAUUGUUGGUCGAUUUGUACCAUUUGUUGCAGUCUCUGCAGCUAAUUGUAUCAAUAUACCAUGUAUGCGAAGUGCAGAAUUAUCUGAAGGAACACCGAUAUUCGAUGAAAAUGGUGAAAAAUUGGGAAGAUCAACGAUUGUAGGGCGUAGAGCUAUCAGUCAAGUGGUCCUUUCACGCAUAUUGAUGGCUUCUCCUGGAAUGGCUAUUCUUCCUUUUGUGAUGGAGUCAUUAGAAAAAAAGAAACUACUCAUUCGUUAUCCCUGGCUAGGAGCUCCUAUACAAAUUAGUCUUGUUGGUGUAGUGUUAUCUCUCUUUACUCCCUUGUGUUGUGCUCUAUUCCCUCAAAUGAGUUCAAUUCCAUUCCAUAAACUUGAGCCAGAAUUACAAGCACGUAUCAAAGAAAUUCGGUUGGGCAAUGUACCCUCGAUUGUCUACUAUAAUAAAGGUCUGUGAGAGAAUAAAAAUUAAAUAGACAUUCAGUCUGAGUUUUAUUAACGAAUUCAAAAUGAGAGCUCUUUUGUUUUAAUGUUUGUUUAAUGUGCCAAUCUCAUUUUUCUUGAUUAUCUCUUCACCGAUAUUAGUAAUUGGUUCAUGGUGUGUAGUUCAUGUAUCAAUCAUCUCUGUUUUCAUUCUGAUCUCCUAUGUCCUUGAGAUGGUUUGUUUAAAUUGAUUAAAUUAUUAUUGACUCUGUCA